This is a messenger RNA of Macrosiphum euphorbiae (potato aphid), 774 nucleotides long. NCBI's taxonomy places the organism in Eukaryota, Metazoa, Arthropoda, Insecta, Hemiptera, Aphididae. The record is from the annotation of a GenBank genome assembly.
AUGCCGAAAUUCAGUGGUCAGGCGGAUGAACAUCCAAAAACCUUUUUGAAAGACCUCAAUUCGUAUAUGACAUACAAAAGAAUCAUACCAGCGGAAAAAUUAAUCAUAAUCGAGAAUUGUAUGCAUGGUAACGCGGCCAAAUGGUUCAAGAUGAUCAAGGACACGAUACCAACAGAAGAAACAUUCAAAACGUUAUUUCUAAAACACUACUUCUCGGAAGACAAGCAGUGGGACAUUUUUAUCAAAUGUACGGAAGCAGGGAAAAAACCGAUCAGUAACAAUUUUCAAGAACAUUUCCAUUACUGGAUGGUGGAACUUAAGUAUUUAGACACACCAAAAAUGGACGAAACACAGGCAAUCAACCUGAUUAUAAAACAUUUUCCCAUGGCUAUACAAGCAUACAUCCAGACGACUCAAGAAUGGAAAUUCCUAAACAUCUGGGAGAAACUGGGAGAACUUGAAAAUGGUUAUAGCAAACAAACAACAAAUAAUCAACAAGAAAUACCGAGAAGCCGACCAACUUACAGAUCAAAUCCAUCAUACAAAAAACCCGGACCACCACAAUCAAGCAAUUACAACAAUAUACCAACGACUCCACGACAAACCAAUAACGUAGCAGAAACAGAUGGAAAUGGACGAAUUUAUGAUAAGACAAACAUCACAAAAAAUAUUAAACAAAUCAUGCUGACGGGAGAAGAAGAAGAACCUGAGGAUGUCACCACCGAAAGCAAUAUGACAAAAAACUACGAACAGGGGACUGUGGAGUCAGACUGA